AUGAUCUUAGUGACUUCCCAUCCGGGACACCGCAAAUCAAGGAAGGCAGUAAGAGAGACGUGGGCUGCGCCAGUCACAGAAGCAACCUACACCUGGCAAGUUGUCUUUCUGAUUGGUCGUACAGUGGACAUUGAAUUGGACUGGCAUAUUCAUAAGGAGCAAGAGGCUUACGGUGAUAUCCUGAUGGGCAACUACCUGGACACCUACCGAAAUCUUACGUUGAAAGUGAUGCAUGGGAUGAAGUGGGCAUCAGAAAGGUGUCAACCACAGUACAUUCUCAAAACCGAUGAUGACUGCUUUGUCAACACUGACCAUCUUCCUGCCUUUUUAGCCAAUCAUAACAUGGCCAAAACUGGUCUUUAUGUUGGCUCAGUGUUUCCCAGGGAGAAACGUAUGGUAAUACGGGAUCACACCAGCAAAUGGUAUGUUUCACGACAACACUUCCAGCUGGAGUUCUACCCCCCGUACGCUAGUGGCAUUGGGUACAUUUUAUCUCUUGAUGUGACUAGAACAAUCCUGAAUGUGGCUGAGACUAUUCCACCAAUUCCAGUGGAAGAUGCCUAUAUUGGGAUUUUGGCCAGGAGAGCUAAGAUAAAGCUCCUUCCAAGUUCGCGGUUCACCAAGUACAACAUAAAGUGGGGUAUCUGUAACUACCGGUACUUAAUGGUGAUUCACCAGCUGCUGCCAGGAGAUCAGGAAUUUGCCCAGAAAAAUGCACAGAGGGCAAGGACUCAUUGUCGGCAAAACACUGAAGUGACACAUUGGUAG
Messenger RNA from Pelobates cultripes (western spadefoot toad), 768 nucleotides. NCBI's taxonomy places the organism in Eukaryota, Metazoa, Chordata, Amphibia, Anura, Pelobatidae. The record is from the annotation of a GenBank genome assembly.